GUGGGCCAUUAGCGUUCGCGAUUCGGUCGUAAUUGGAUGCUUGACAUCUAAACUUAAAUUAAAGCCUGUACUGAGUGGUACUAAAAGAUUGCUUGUCUUACGUGAUUUAGUUUUGCAGUAAAAUAUUUAAUCUAGAAGACGCGAUCGACGUGAAAAUUUAGAUAUGGCGUCGAGUCAAGAAGAUGCUCUUCCUGAAGGAUGGGAGGUCCGAAAGAGUCGAAGUACUGGUAUGGUGUACUUUUUAAACAAGCAUACUAAGAAAUCCCAAUGGGAUAAGCCGACUGGGCCAGCCCCAUUGUUCGAAGAUUACGAUAGUAGAUCUCCAGCGUCAGUGCAAUGCAGUCACCUGCUUAUAAAGCACGCUGAUAGCCGUCGUCCGUCUUCUUGGCGCGAGGCCAAUAUCACCCGGACCAAAGAAGAAGCUUUAGAAAUGCUGACAGAGUUCCGGCGUCAAAUCGUGAACAAGGAGUCUACAUUCGAAGAGUUGGCCCGCACAUAUUCAGACUGUUCAUCGGCCAAGCGCGGUGGAGACUUGGGGCGCUUCAAGAAGGGCCAAAUGCAGAAGCCGUUUGAAGCGGUAUCAUUUACUCUUGAAAUCGGUCAACUCAGUCUGCCGGUUGACACCGACUCUGGUGUCCACAUCAUUUUGAGGACGGCUUAAGUUGGCGACAUGUUCAAUCAAUAUCAGGAUUAGUAGUCUGCAAUUUUAAUCCUUAUAGUCGUUCGUUAUGUGUCUGCUUUUAGUGAUGGAACUAGCCCGCACAGCGAUAAAAAGAUCGCGCGAUUUAUUAUUGCAAUUUUGUAACACUUGUAUAGAGAUCACGCGCUUGCGAUUUAAAAUUCGUGCGAUAAAUAAAUAUGUUUCUUACUUUCCUGGGGUGCCGUGCGGAUUUCUUGCUGUCCAUUUUAGAAGAGCGUCUACGCGGAGGACUCCAUAAAAACUAACAACAAUCGCGAGGACUUUUGACGAUCUCCCUCGCACAGCGGGUAGCGGAUUUCAGUGGGAGCUCCUGGCUCACGUGGCUAGUUACCACCCUACCGACGUAGACGUGCUAAGCGAUUUAGUGUUCCGGUGCGAUGUCGCGUAGAAACCGAUUAGGGGCAUGACUACCAUACAGGUUAUCCCUCUACCAUCUUAGACUGCAUCAUCACUUACCACGCGGAAUAUAAAUCGCGAGAAGAAAAGUUGCGCGGUCAUUUUUCGCAGUGCGGGCUAUCUCUUAAUAGAUAUUGUCGGUGUGUAGUCAGUUCUUAUAAAGUAAGUUUAUUAUAAAAUAUAUAUUAUUUCAACAUAAUAUCUAAAUAACUUCACAUUAAACUUGUAUGUGAAA
Molecule: messenger RNA, 1331 nt
Organism: Pararge aegeria (speckled wood butterfly)
Lineage: Eukaryota; Metazoa; Arthropoda; Insecta; Lepidoptera; Nymphalidae
Product: putative peptidyl-prolyl cis-trans isomerase dodo
Exons: 3
Coding region: 164-661 (165 amino acids)
Cellular component (GO): nucleus; cytosol
Molecular function (GO): peptidyl-prolyl cis-trans isomerase activity; protein binding
Source: RefSeq, a predicted model, not a curated record